AGUAGGAUUUAAUGCAUCCUAUACCGGCAAAUUCUUUGUAAAUCGCAUAGUUAUAUAUUUGCGUCAUUGAUCUUCAAAGUCAAGCUUGGCAUACGGAAAACUUCACUUUUGAGAUCUGCGAUAAUCCAAUUGCUAUGGUUAACGUAGUUUAAGAAUAGACAAUCCAGUUGACCAGGCUAUUUACACAGCGUAGCUGACUAUAAUAUUCCCAACAGCUUUAUGAUUUUGCUGAAAUGGUAAAGAUAAGCUGUUGGAUACUGAUCGAGGGAAAUGGCAGGGGAAAGGAUUUGGCAUUCGUAUGGUUGUUAACAGUGAUUCCGAAGAUCUUUUUGGUGAUGCGACUAUAUAGCUGACGCUUCUACGUGUUUCCAGGCGACAAUAUCAAAUAUCAAGACUUUCAUUUCACUUAAGAUUUAUCUCAUACCAAUUCUCACAUCGCCCUUUUUCUUUUGAUUCAAGAUCACCAUCAUGAAGUCAUCUAGCCUGUUGCCUGUCCUUGCCCUCCUAGGAGAGAAAGCAGUGGCGCGACCCUACCGAACGACAGAACUCUCACAGCGUGCCACGGGAGAUGUGAACAUUUACCUUCCUCUAGACAAGCGGGUGGACACUCCGAGGUGGUGCAUCAUGCUGAGCACCGGGCUAACCGUGAUGCAAGCCGCUCCAGAGUACAAGGCCGAGAUCUUGUUCGCCGGCGCAGCGUAUGGUCUCAGCGGCCUCACAGCGUACGACGUCUGCACGCACCUUCCCGGCAACAACGACUGCUCGCGGUUCGCCUAUCUCGUUGCCGACGUCGUAACUGUGAUCGCAGAAGGGGUUACACACCGCAAGGACUUGCCCCUUUAUGGAAACGAGAAAGCUAAGGAUGAACUCAAAAGCCGUGAUCUGUUCCAACGAAGCUUUGAAGACAGACUCCUCUUGCAUGGGCAGGACUUCGAAGCCGUAAACGUUAUGCCCAUAGCUUCCCGAGGCGAAACUGGAGAGCCGUCGGCAACUAAGCUCCAAGUCCUCGGUUUGCGCCAUGAAAACGGGGACGUAGCCGAUCACGAGUUACACAUGCGCUCUGACAUGACGGGUGUAGCUCGACUCUCAGUCCCUUCCCGGUCGGUGGAUGGCACGUUGGAGCGACGAGGUUCUGGGUACGACUUCUUGGUCUCGUACAAGGCGUACAAGUAUGACAUGAGCACCCAGCCAGACGAGAAUGGCAUCAAGGCAGUUGCAGACGCCAUCGGCAAGGACUGGGCCAGUAGGAUGACCGACCAUAAAGAUUGGGCUAACUACAUUGCCGCGGCGCAGUUCGGAUCGCAAUGGAGGAUCAACUUCGAUAUUAUUCCCGAGGCGGGUGACAACUGGAGCGAGAACGCCGUAAGCCAAAAUGUCUGCGGAAAUGCCGAGUACAACUUUUAAGUGAAGAGAUAUCCUGUACAAUACUCUGUUACUUCAUUAGGUUAGAUAUUGAGUAGAAUGUACGACUCGUAUAGUUCGUUGUCUUAAGAACUUGGCUCUUACACGACAGCUUAAGUCUUGCGUGUAUCUAAGUUAUAGGAGUAAAGAUUAUUAGAGUAACCUAAAGAAGAUGAGAAGAUCAAC
This is a messenger RNA of Daldinia decipiens, 1587 nucleotides long. RefSeq lists its product as uncharacterized. The record is from RefSeq and is a predicted model, not a curated record. Bases 469 to 1404 code for a protein of 311 amino acids. Lineage: Eukaryota; Fungi; Ascomycota; Sordariomycetes; Xylariales; Hypoxylaceae. The transcript has 2 exons.